Messenger RNA from Anolis sagrei ordinatus, 2696 nucleotides. It is a transcript of the gene ASAH1, whose product is annotated as N-acylsphingosine amidohydrolase 1. Gene Ontology annotation, molecular function: N-acylsphingosine amidohydrolase activity; fatty acid amide hydrolase activity. Gene Ontology annotation, biological process: fatty acid metabolic process. The record is from RefSeq and is a predicted model, not a curated record. NCBI's taxonomy places the organism in Eukaryota, Metazoa, Chordata, Lepidosauria, Squamata, Anolidae. Gene Ontology annotation, cellular component: lysosome.
ACGUGACAGAGAGUCUCGUGCUUCUCUUCGCCUACUUCUCUGCGGGCCUCGGCGGGGGAUUUUGCAGUCUGAGAGCGAGAGCGCGAGGACGAAGAAGGGGAAGGAUGCGCGCGCAGGGCCUUGUCGCCGCGGCCACUGUGUUAGUGGUCGCUGUUGUGGGCGCCGUUUCGGCCAAGGACCCGUUUUCUGAAGACUGCAAAAUACAUGAAUAUCCUCCAUCAGGACCAACGUACAAAGGAAAUGUUCAAAAAUACAUCAUAAACCUCGACUUGCCACCUAGUGAGAGAUGGGUUCAACUAGUAACGGACAAAAAGGCAGAGCUGAAGACAAUGAUUUCUAGCUUGAAGGGCAUGAUAAAAACAUUGAUCCACAAUAAAAAAUACAUGGCUGCAUUAGAAAGUAAAUUGGCUUGGCUAGGGACUACCCUCCCCUAUCCUUUCAAUGAAGAGAUCAAAGGCAUUGCCUCUGCUACUGACACACCUUUAGGCGAUAUUGUUGUAUUCAAUAUCUUCUAUGAAAUCUUCACAGUGUGUACCUCAAUAGUAGCAGAGGACACAACAGGAAAGCUAUACCAUGCCAGAAAUCUUGAUUUUGGGUUGUUUCUUGGGUGGGAUAUUAAAAAUAGUUCCUGGUCUGUAACAAAGGAACUAAAGCCAUUAAUGGCGUCACUGGACUUUCAAAGGAACAAUAAAACUGUAUUUAAGUCUUCAAAUCUUGCAGGCUAUGUGGGAAUUGUCUCUGGAGUCAAGCCUGGUGCCUUUUCUCUCACCUUGAACGAGCGCUUCAGUCUAGAUGGAGGUUACAUUGGACUCUUUGAGUGGAUAAUUGGUCAGAGAGAUGGUUGGUGGAUGAGCUUCCUCACUAGAAAUGUGUUGGAAAAUGGCACAAGUUAUGAAGAUGCAAAGGAAAGACUUGUUAACGAAAAACUGCUGGCACCAGCCUAUUUCAUAUUGGGAGGCAUUAAAUCAGGAGAGGGUUGUAUUAUUACACGUUCUCGAAGUGCUACCUUAGAUAUAUGGCCCUUGGACAUAAAAAGAGGUAUCUGGUAUUUGGUGGAGACCAAUUAUGAUCGCUGGAAGGAUCCAUUUGUUCUGGAUAACAGGAGAGAUCCCGCCAUGAAAUGCUUGAACCAAACAACGCAAGAGAAUGUUUCAUUACCAGCUAUUUACAACAUUCUCUCCACAAAGCCUGUCCUAAACAAGCUGACUGUGUCAACAACACUGUUGGAAGUUUCUGAUGGACGCAUAGAGACAUACCUGAGGGAUUGUCCUGAUCCCUGUAGUCCUUGGUGAGGGCUGCACUUGCCCAUAGAAUCAGAUUAAUGUGGGAUGCAUUUUCUCCAGGGGAAAUUAGGGGAGGGAGUGGGGAGAGAAUCUUAGCCUGCUGUGGGUUGGGAAAUGAGCUUCUAGGCCUGGUCGUACUUCACACCAAAAAUUGACCUUUAAUUGACAUUCUACUUUGAACUGUCUGCUUGUUUGUGUAUGAAGCUAAACCCAAAUGACUUUCAGUCCCUACUGCUUUGGCUAGUCAUUGCUUAGAUUAAUCUUGCAGCACCAUCCUAUGCCACUUCAUUUAAUAGGGCAUAUGUGAUGGAAUUACAGCCCUGGGGAAAGGGACAGUUUGGAAAGCGGUGUUGUGCAGACUUGAAAGAAUCCAGCGCCCCAUCAUAGUGGUUUGCCUGCUCCACAGUCUACCAGCUACCUCAGCAUUUCACUGCUUUGCCAGCUUGAAGGAAUGCUUGCAUCGUUUCCAUAUAUUUAAAAUUAGGAGAGAGAAUAGAGUGAGAGAUGAAUCCAACAUAGGGGGAAUAUAGCUGUGUUCUGCAUGCAUCUGGAGAAAUAAGGAUCUAGAGCUGUACAGUCUUCCACAUUCACAGAGAUUAGGAACAUAUAGCCCAUGAAAAACCCUGAAUAAAAAAUGCUAACUUUUUUACACCUGAGAAAAAAACACCUCUAGGAAUUUUUAGGUCUUUCAGCCUAACUUUAUGGUCAAGAUCUGCUGGGAGCUAACCAUAGAAUUAAAUUGGAGGACCUCAAUAUUCCUAAGAGAGCUUUUCUCUCUAGAAAUCUCUAGGUCCUCUAAUAUGACUUGAGAAAGUCGGCCAUGGGGGGGGGGGGGUCAAACUUUGUAGGAUCUAGAGAUUCCUAAAGAGAACAUUUAAAAUAAAACCCAUAAACAAUAAAAUCUGGAAAAAUCACAAUGGCAAAUGGUAAGGGGCUGAUGCGCUCUUAUAGUAGUGGUGCAGUAUUCCUCACCAUCACCACCUCCUCCUCAAGGCAUAAAUGUUGGGUAAAGCUCAAUUUCCUGCCAUGGUUAACUGGCCUCAAGCAUGGAUAGUAUUAACAUGGCUUUGAAAUUCCUGGCUAUGCCAUCCCUGGAACAAUAUUCCCUGCCUCGUUGUUUCUGAACCUUGUGCCAUUGCCUGUUCUCCAGUUGGGAAGACUAGAGAGGAAACGAUGCUAAGGGAAUGGCUGCCUGUGUACUGUGGAAUGCAUUACAGUGUCCCUAUCUCAUCCUUCAAACUUUUCUUUUGUGGUGCACUUACUAAAAUACAGGACAGGGUUGCUUAACAAAAGUUCCUCUUUUUCCUAGUAAUUAAUGGAGAUGAUUAAUGUUUCAGUACUGCUAGUCAGUAUUAAGAAUGUAUCUUUUAACAAGUUCUCGAUCAUUUUACAAUAAAAAAAAAUGAUAAAUUA